Ilex paraguariensis (yerba mate) is the source of this 934-nucleotide messenger RNA. NCBI's taxonomy places the organism in Eukaryota, Viridiplantae, Streptophyta, Magnoliopsida, Aquifoliales, Aquifoliaceae. The record is from the annotation of a GenBank genome assembly.
AUGGCUGGCACAUUAUCUCUAUGCCCAUACAUCAAAAUGCACAGAAAAAAUGCUUCUGCUUCUUGGCUGGCUAUGUCUUUAUGGAUUGACCAUGUUCACUUUGGUCACAUCCCAGACAAACCACUCCACCACCUGCAGCAGCACACGUACAUGAUCAGUAAAGGCGCCAACAUCACCAAACCCCGCUGCCAACGCCAAUGCGGCAACAUCACCGUCCCAUACCCAUUUGGGAUUGGAACCGGUUGCGCCAUUGACAGCUGGCUUGAGAUCAAUUGCAACACUUCUUUCAACCCUCCCAAGCCAUUCAUAGGUGGCGUUGAGGUUCGAGACAUAUCCGACUCCCAGGUUCGCAUUACCAACGUCGUGGCUAACAAGUGCUAUGACCGAUUGGGUGCGUUGACCCAUGAAUACAUAGCUUGGACCAAUUUAUUAAGCUCAAGCCCAUACAGCUUCUCCGACGCAAAUAAGUUCACAGUCAUCGGCUGCGACGAUUUGGCAUUGAUUACUGGCUCAGAGUCAAAGGGACGUAAUUUCACCAGUGGGUGUGUGUCCGUCUGUGCCAAAGCCGAGGACGUGCUUGGUGGCUAUUGUUCUGGCAUGGUUGUUGCCAAACAUCCAUGCCUAAGGAACCACACCACGGUCUGGUCCUUUGAUCCUUGCAGCUAUGCGUUUCUUGGGGAAGAGAACGCCUUCACGUUUCGCGGUGCAUCGGAUUUCUUGGAUCCAGACUUCAUGAACAAAACUUUGUCUACUGUCCCGACAGUGCUCGACUGGGUGAUCGGGAAUCUGAGUUGUGCACAAGCCAAAGCUGCAAAUUAUUAUGCUUGCCGAGGGAACAGUUAUUGUAAUGACUCGGAUAGUGGUUUUGGAGGUUAUCGUUGUAGCUGCAAUCAAGGUUAUGAGGGCAAUCCAUACCUAAGCCCAGGUUGCCAAG